This is a messenger RNA of Penicillium argentinense, 963 nucleotides long. RefSeq lists its product as uncharacterized. Lineage: Eukaryota; Fungi; Ascomycota; Eurotiomycetes; Eurotiales; Aspergillaceae. The record is from RefSeq and is a predicted model, not a curated record. The coding region runs from base 1 to 963 and encodes 320 amino acids. The transcript has a single exon.
AUGGACUUCCUUCGAUCCACCUCAAACGCGUCUCAGUCUUCAUCUUCUGAGCCCUCACCUUCUGAGUUUUCGUCAGUUGAACCCGAGCCUGAGGACCCUCUUGCGCAACUGGCGAAGGAAGUGAAGCAGCAGCCAUUCACCACCAAAGAGAGCUUAACAAAGUCCUUAGAACGCCGUCAACGAGCGCUUCAGCAAGACCAAACUCGGGAUCAGUACCUCAUCUUCACGUCUGUCCCCCCGGCGCAAUCAUCCAGACUGAGUGAUGAUCGGUCGCGAACAAGCAAGUACAGCCGAUUCUUUUUCAAUGCAGAAACGGGGAUCUUGAUCGCGAAAGUCAUGCCGAAUGCUGCACACGAACUUGCAAUAAGAUCAUUUGAUUCACUGAUUUCUCUCGAGCUGCGUGCGAUGAACGUCCAUCGUGACGUGAGGCCUUUCGGUUCAACAACAGUUACGGUUGGAAAUUGGAAAAAGGAGGCUGACUGCUGCUGGGCUCCGGCUUCAACAAAUGCAAGGCUGAGUUUUGUGGUGGAAGUAGGAUUGUCAGAGUCUGCGCGACAACUUGCUCUUGAUGCGCGCGGUUGGCUUGAGACUUACUCCUCAUCUGUGAAACUCGUGGUUACGAUUAGCAUUAAUAGCGAGCAUCCUGAAAUCAUCUUGCACCGAUGGGAACUUGUUCCCCGAGAAUAUGGCGUCCUUACAAGACUUACAAGAUCAUCCCCUCCUUUAGCCCGGCGUACUGCAUUUAUCAAUUUAUCACGAAUGAACAACACGACAUCUGUUACCGGGGAGUCCUGCACGAUGGGCACAACUAGCACGACUACGACUAUUACACAGCUGGAUCUGCCCUUUGGCAAGGUUGUUGGCCGUCCUCCCCACCAGCCCCUGGAGAGAGACUUGGUGAUACCUGCGCAAGAGCUGAGAACUUUUGCUGAGGAUAUCUGGAGUGAGCAGGGUCUCCUAUAA